ACCUGUGUAGGAAAUAUAUCUUGUUUGAGGAAAAUUACUUAUUACCAUGAAAAUGUUUUUUUUUAUUGUCCCCAGGAGACUUUAGUGAAUUUGGCUGGACUGCUGGUCAGCUUGGCCAUCAUCCCGCUCGUUACUAAUAAUCCCAUACUGACACUCAGCCUCUUCUUCCUCUUCACCAUCCUCCACCUCUUUGCCAAUUACAAGGCUGUGCGUUCAGUUGUCAUGGAAACCUUCAAUGAGGCGCGGCUUUCAAUCGUGUUGCAGCAAUACCUGAAAGACAAGCAAGUCCUGACUCCGCAAGAGGCCAAUCAAAGAGAGCCUGUUUUCUUUGAGUUUACAAAAAUGAUGCCAGUAAAACUUGGUGUGAGACUGCAGGAGAUUGUGCAAAGCCCAGAGGAACUUCAGUUGGCCUUAAAGAAAAACAACAUGCCGUUCCUGAUGGGAGUGCGCAAUGGGCGUGUGUGUGUUUGUUUGGGGCCAGAAGCAUCAGUGCAUGAUGAAAUCAGAGCCAUGUGCCAGGCGGCAUGGAUCAGCAGCACGUUGAGCUCUCACACACAACAGGGAAAACAAGGUCACUGGGAAACUGUGCACGAGAGUCACACACUGAUGGACACAAUUUUCAGUCCAUUUCUCAAAGGUGUGGAAGCUGCAGGAUGGGACACAAAACGAACUCUGCUGGACUGGGAUGAAUGGAGGGUCGAAUGGAAAUCCAAAAGGAACUGAGCUGUUUCAUUAAUUGAAAUGUAUUCUUGGAUUUUUUUUUAUUUUCUUUAUUUCAAUCUUCAAAUAUAUGGUGUGUCUAUAUUUUGUAAUGUUUUUUUUGUAAUGUUAUUUUGUUAUCAAUG
This is a messenger RNA of Solea senegalensis (Senegalese sole), 845 nucleotides long. RefSeq names its product RUS family member 1-like. The transcript has 7 exons. Lineage: Eukaryota; Metazoa; Chordata; Actinopteri; Pleuronectiformes; Soleidae. The annotation marks the transcript as partial. The record is from RefSeq and is a predicted model, not a curated record.